AUGCCGUGGUGGCGUAUAUGGCUGUGGUCCACUAUCUUUAUUAGUGGGUCCUCAUUUAAGAAAAUAGUUUGCCAAGCAAGAUUAAAUCUAUUACUGGUAGGAACUGAUAAUGAUCAGCUAUAUCUGUUUGCUUAUGGUGUCUUUCCUUGUGGUGUGGUUACAUUCUCAAUAUUAGAUGGUUCAAAGUCUCGUCAUAUACAUACAGCAUCAAUAUCUCAAGAUUUAAAAUGUUUAUCAUUAAUAAUAGAAUCUACUGUUGAUCAGUCUGAUGAUAUAGAUUAUUACAUGUUAUCAUACGACACCACAUUAUUAGCAUCUAGACAUAAAGAAAUUAGAUUAAUGGCAUUGAAAUAUGGUCAAAUAGCUACAUUAUUAGAGUACUUACAAACAACAAUACAACAAAUGUCUGAAGCCUGGGAAGAUAUAUUAAUGGAGAUGGAUUCUAAAUUACUCAAAUUUGCUGCAGAAAAAGAGAAAGUCUGUAAAAAGAUCUUCAGUGGAUUUGAAGGAUUUAAAUUUACUGGAACAACAUUUAAAAGGGAACAGUUUAAGUGCUCAAAAAACAUAAUUUAA
Lottia gigantea (owl limpet) is the source of this 573-nucleotide messenger RNA. RefSeq lists its product as hypothetical. Gene Ontology annotation, cellular component: anaphase-promoting complex; nuclear periphery. Bases 1 to 573 code for a protein of 190 amino acids. The record is from RefSeq and is a predicted model, not a curated record. NCBI's taxonomy places the organism in Eukaryota, Metazoa, Mollusca, Gastropoda, Lottiidae. The transcript has 6 exons. Gene Ontology annotation, biological process: anaphase-promoting complex-dependent catabolic process; positive regulation of mitotic metaphase/anaphase transition; protein K11-linked ubiquitination.